UGUGCGCCCAGCGUGUGCGGGCGGGGCGCCCGUCGGCCGGGUCGGGAAGCGGGGCUACUUGGAAGAGUCUUUCGAAGGAAAGGACACCUCGGCCCCUGGAGGCGUUCAGCGAGUUGAGAGCCUGGGCUCCCACCCGAAGUGGGAGGCAACUCAGGGUCCUGAAGUCUUUGCCCUCCCCACCCUCCGGCUGCUACCAUGAGGUUAAAUCAGAACGUCUCGCUCCUGGGGAAGAAGGUGGUGCUGGUCCCCUACACCGCAGAGCAUGUGCCCAGGUACCACGAGUGGAUGAAAUCAGAGGAGCUGCAGCGUUUGACAGCCUCCGAGCCGCUGACCCUGGAGCAGGAGUAUGCGAUGCAGCGCAGCUGGCGGGAAGAUGCGGACAAGUGCACCUUCAUUGUGCUGGAUGCAGCGAAGUGGCAGGCCCAGCCCGGCUCCGCCGAAGAGAGCUGCAUGGCGGGAGAUGUGAACCUCUUCCUCACAGAUCUGGGGGACCCCACCUUGGGGGAGAUUGAGGUCAUGAUUGCAGAGCCCAGCUGCAGGGGCAAGGGCUUCGGCACCGAGGCCGCGCUCAUGAUGAUGUCCUAUGGAGUGACCAAGCUAGGUCUGACCAAGUUUGAGGCUAAAAUUGGGCAAGGAAAUGAACCGAGCAUCCGGAUGUUCCAGAAACUUCACUUUGAGCAGGUGGCUGUGAGCAGCGUCUUCCAGGAGGUGACACUCAGGCUGACGAUGAGUGAGCCGGAGCGGCAGUGGCUUCUGGAGCAGACCAGCCACGUGGAAGAGAAGCCCUAUAGAGAUGGGUCCUAGGAGCCCGGCCGGGAGCCCUGCACCAGGAAGUGAACGGACUGGGCCGACCCUCUCCAGGCUGGGCAUCUCCUCUCAGGGCCCUUCAGACUCGGGGCAGGACUUGCCUUGGCCUCCGCCCCCAGACUGGCAGUGGGGCUGAGCGACUCCAGGGAGCCCCUCCUCCCGGCCAAACCUGGACUUAGACUCUGAGAACCUGGGGUGGACGGCAUGAAUCCACGGGCAGAGGCAGAGCUGGAGAUAACGGGGGGUUGGGGAGGAGCCUGGUGAACAGGCCGGACUUCCCUUUUCCUGGAAGGCCAGCGGUGCCACUCUGGGGCCGUGGCCCUGACCCGAGUAAAGUGCACUGCACGGCCAGCUUUCCGUGCCUCACUGCC
Eptesicus fuscus (big brown bat) is the source of this 1178-nucleotide messenger RNA. It is a transcript of the gene NAT9, whose product is annotated as N-acetyltransferase 9 (putative). The transcript has 7 exons. The coding region runs from base 196 to 804 and encodes 202 amino acids. Gene Ontology annotation, biological process: protein acetylation. NCBI's taxonomy places the organism in Eukaryota, Metazoa, Chordata, Mammalia, Chiroptera, Vespertilionidae. Gene Ontology annotation, molecular function: N-acetyltransferase activity. The record is from RefSeq and is a predicted model, not a curated record.